AUGGCUUUGAUGGCAGAACUCAUGAAAAAUAUUGUGUACUAUGGAGGUGAUACUAGUCAGCAUUGUGCAGCAACUGUGAAAGAAUGUGCAAACUUCAAUGCUAAUGAAGCCACUGCUGCACUGGAAAAAGCUAUGAAAGCAAAAGGUGUUGAUGAGCCAGGCAUUAUUUGGGUACUGGCAAACUGCAGUAAUGCCCAGCAUCAGCAAAUCAAACCUGCUUAUCAACGACUGACAGGGAAGCCUUUUGUCAAUGCCUUAAAGAAAGCUCUUUUGGGACAGUUUGAAGAGGUGGUCCUAGCUUUGAUGAUGACUCCACCCCAGUAUGAUGCCUACUCACACAGGACUGCCAUGAAGGGUCUUGGCAUAGAUGAGGAUUGCCUUUUAAUGGUUCAUAUUGCAUUUGUGUUUUGUUUUUCAUAUUGGAAUUAA
Molecule: messenger RNA, 429 nt
Organism: Protopterus annectens (West African lungfish)
Lineage: Eukaryota; Metazoa; Chordata; Ceratodontiformes; Protopteridae
Product: annexin A1-like
Exons: 1
Coding region: 1-429 (142 amino acids)
Biological process (GO): positive regulation of vesicle fusion; response to estradiol; regulation of cell shape
Cellular component (GO): cytoplasm; plasma membrane
Molecular function (GO): calcium ion binding; phospholipase A2 inhibitor activity; cadherin binding involved in cell-cell adhesion
Source: RefSeq, a predicted model, not a curated record